GUGGCAUCUUCACUAUGUAGGCUGACGUUUGAACUGAUGGGAAGUAGAUAGCUCUCUUAUUUCUAGUUCGACAUUUUACAUUCAGACCCUUCAACUUUCAGCUCAACUCAACAUGUAACUGGUACCCAGACUCACCCGACAGACUGACUGCACGGCUCAUUUGGUGCUGUUUCAACUGUUACCAGCAUGAUUCCGCCAGCCAACAUGCCCCUGGAGGAACCGAUAGGGAAGGAGAACGAACGGGAGGAGCGUGAGCCUCAGUCCCCGACAUCCAUCAGCCAGCAGGAGUCAAAGCUGCAGAGACUAAAGCGCUCGCUCUCCUUCAAGACCAAGAGUCUCCGCAGCAAAAGCGCUGACAAUUUUUUCCAGCGGCCCAUCGAGGAUGUGAAGUUUCAAACGGAACUGCUCUCUGAUGUCAGCAGCAGCACGGGUCACCUGAGCACCAUCGGGGUGUCUGUCUCCACUCCCACAGCCAUGUCCUUACCCCCGCCACCCCCUCCGCUUCCCCCCGUCAUCCCGGGAAACCUGCCCAUCACGAUCUGUUCUCCGUCCCGGGCCCCGCGUCAGAUGGACCCCAACGCGCACACCUUUCUGGAGCACAUCUUUAAGAAACCUCACUUUUGUGACAUGUGCAACCACAUGAUUGUAGCUUGCCAAGGGGGAGCAGGCAAGGUGUUUGGCCCCAACGCUAAACUGGGUCUCCGAUGCAAGGCCUGCAAGAUGGGCAUCCACCACAAGUGCCUGGAUAGAGUUGGACAGCAGAAAUGCAUGGGGAAACUGCCCAAAGGUUUUCGGAGAUAUUCAAGCUCUCCUCUGCUAAUACAGGAACAGUUUGGCUGCAUCCGAGAGGUUAUGCCCAUUGCUUGUGGCAGUAAAGUUGACCCAGUUUACGAGACACUAAGAUUUGGAACCUCUCUGGCACAGAAGACCAAGCGGACCAGUGGAUCAGAAUCACCACAGAGAAACUCUACCAGUGAUGUUGCUCAGGUACAGGUAGAGAAGGCCGCCCACAGCAGUCGAGCUCAACUUACCAGGAAACCCAGCGAUAAUGUUUUUACACCUUUGGAGAAUGGAACAGAACCUUUUCAUGUUGCUGAGAUGAAAUCAGAAGACUCCCCUUCAAACAGAGAUUUAAAGAGGGACCUUCUGCAGCUCAAUACUUAUGUGGCUUUGUUCAGAUUUACCCCGCAAGACAGCCAAGACCUGGAAAUGAGACCUGGGGAUCGAAUAAUCGUGGCUGAUGAUUCUAAUGACGAUUGGUGGAAGGGUGUGAUCGACGACAGAAUAGGUUUUUUCCCAGUGUCAUAUACACAACAGGUGAAGGCGGGCGACAGGGUGUUCAGAUGUAACCGAACCUUUAUUGGCUGUAAGGAGCAAGGGCAGAUUACCCUAAAGGAGGGGCAAAUUUGUGUCAGCAGUGAGGAUGAAAGCAACGGCUUCAUCAGUGUAGCCAGUGGGAAGAAGAGAGGAUUCGUACCCUGUGAUGUCCUGGAGAAUAAAUGAAGUGUAGUUGAAGCCUGAUGCGGAAGUAGAUAAAAAGGUUAUGGAAAACAAAGGAACUUUCCAAGGUCAUGGCUCGAGCACUGCCUCUGUGACUGUUGGGGUUCAGGAGAAACAUGUACCAAGAGGAUUCGUGGAUUUGUCUAGUGUAACCACACACACACACGCUCAGGUGGGAUCAGAACGCUCAUGUUCUAACCCUUUUUCCUUCAAAGGAAACUGACAAAAGAAGGAAUUGUGUGUGUUUGUCAUGAACCGUGUGUCUUUUGGUUAUUUUUCUUCGUUUGAGAGAAUUUUUGCUUACUGUAUUUCAUUUAUUGAAGGUUAGUCUAGACUAGAGGGUCAUGUACUGCAGCAGUUUUCAUUACAAACUGUUUACUGUAUCAAAACUCUUUUUUUUUUGCUAAAGUAACAUAUGUAACUCUUUAAAGUCUGAUUACGUGUCUUUUUUGAUCUAAUGUAUGUUAGGUGUUGUUUUCAAUAAAUGUGCAGAAGGUUUUUUGGUAACUAUUUUGCUGCUGUCAGCGACACUUGAGAAUUAGAUUCAUUAAACCUGUAUUUGCAGAGUACGGUGCUGUGAUGAAAAGAAGUACACGAGAGCAAUGAACAGAUCUCAGCUGUGUCAAGAUUCUGAGUGUUUUCAGAUGUUACAUUAUGCCACAAAGGCUUUUAAUUCAAAGCAGGAGCAGUAGGAAAAGACAUGCUUUCUUUUGCUGGAGCUUUGAUUAAGCAAUGUCAUCAAACAAAACAUGCCAAGCUAUAGGAAAGACCUAUAUAUUUAAUGAUCUUAAAUUGUCACCGCUGUCUUGAUUUGAAUUUAUGAUAUGUCCUGUCAUGUUAUAAUUAAGUUAACCAAACAUUAUCUUAUAUUAUUUUAGGGAUGCAAAAUCAUUUUGAUGUUUGCAUUAUUAAUAUUAAUAAGUAAUUGAAGCACACUGAAGAAACGUUCUGUUGCAGCAUAUACUGUAUGUAUGGCAGAUAAUUAUGUGAUAUAUAGACCAUUUUGCAAGAUGUAAACUGGUCCGGAAGCACGUUUAGUUUUCAUUUUUAACACUACACAAACAUUAGAAUACAAUACAACAAGCAGAGCACUUAGAACUGAAUCUUAAUUGAAUGAUAUAUGUGAAUAAAAAAAAACUACAAACAAGAGGUGCUUCUGGACCAGGGUUGUUUAUGUCUUGCAAAAUAGUGUAUGCUGCACUAGUAAGGCAUGUCUGGAAGAAGAUUUUGUCUGUCUUUACAGUAAAGAUUCUAAUUGAAUGUUUUUUUAUUUGGGUCUAGUCAUGAAAGUAUAGGCAUCAUGUUUGGUCUGUUUAAAUGAUGCAUAAUCUUAAUAGAAUGUCUUAUAGAGCCAUACAUUUACUCUUUACAGUAAAUUUAUAUUUAUAUUAUUUUAACUUGAGAUAAAUGAAGUUGUCUAAUUUUUACAGCAUCAGUAAUGCUAUUACAGUGAAGAUAUUUUAUGUACAGAAUUAAAGUUUAUUUAUUGA
This is a messenger RNA of Triplophysa rosa, 2990 nucleotides long. RefSeq names its product SH3 and cysteine rich domain (gene stac). Bases 187 to 1503 code for a protein of 438 amino acids. Gene Ontology annotation, cellular component: extrinsic component of cytoplasmic side of plasma membrane. The transcript has 12 exons. The record is from RefSeq and is a predicted model, not a curated record. Lineage: Eukaryota; Metazoa; Chordata; Actinopteri; Cypriniformes; Nemacheilidae. Gene Ontology annotation, biological process: skeletal muscle contraction; positive regulation of protein localization to plasma membrane; positive regulation of voltage-gated calcium channel activity. Gene Ontology annotation, molecular function: transmembrane transporter binding.